ACAAUGCCCCUUCCAGUAGUAUAUGUUCUAAGGGGGCUAUAAACCCUGAUAAACUCUAACCUCAAUUUAACUCUAACAUCGUCUAACAUAGUUGAAGCUUUUGCUUAUUCCAGUUUAUUCGUGUCCUCCGUGUCAUCUGCACGUCGCAGGGAGAUACUUGUGACAAUUAUUUUAAAGUAGUUGAAAUUUAUUUUGUCGUUUGUAUCGUAACGCGGAAAAUUUAUUGAUGUCAUGGAGACCGUGCCGAAAGAUUUGCGUGGAUUAAGAGCGUGUUUGGUAUGCUCCUUGGUUAAGACUUUUGACCAAUUCGAGUUUGACGGAUGUGACAAUUGUGAUGACUUUCUUCGUAUGAAGAAUAAUAAGGAUAAUGUUUUUGAUUGUACAAGCUCCAACUUUGAUGGAAUGAUCGCUGUAAUGAGUCCAGAAGAUAGUUGGGUAUGCAAAUGGCAAAGAAUAAAUCGUUUUUGUAAAGGCGUCUACGCCAUAUCAGUAUCAGGACGAUUGCCAGCUGGCGUAAUCAGAGAAAUGAAAAGCAGAGGAAUAGUGUAUAGGCCACGCGACACGAGUCAACGUUAAUUAUUUAAGAGAUCUCUGUGUAAGAUGUAAAUAUUACAUUUUUCUUAAUACUGCAUUAUAAGUAGAUCAACCGAUGUACGAUUAUUGUUAAGCUAAAUAUAUACAAAUAUUCUUGCAUGAUCAAUUUAAUGUAAUAGCACAUGUUUAUCAUUAGCUAGAAUUUCUAAAAAGUAUAAGUUUAAUAAACAAUUUAUAUAAACAUUGAA
This is a messenger RNA of Solenopsis invicta (red fire ant), 782 nucleotides long. It is a transcript of the gene spt4, whose product is annotated as transcription elongation factor SPT4. NCBI's taxonomy places the organism in Eukaryota, Metazoa, Arthropoda, Insecta, Hymenoptera, Formicidae. The coding region runs from base 232 to 576 and encodes 114 amino acids. Gene Ontology annotation, cellular component: DSIF complex; nucleus. Gene Ontology annotation, molecular function: zinc ion binding; RNA polymerase II complex binding. The record is from RefSeq and is a predicted model, not a curated record. The transcript is spliced from 4 exons. Gene Ontology annotation, biological process: mRNA processing; regulation of transcription elongation by RNA polymerase II; positive regulation of DNA-templated transcription, elongation.